This is a messenger RNA of Phialemonium atrogriseum, 627 nucleotides long. RefSeq lists its product as uncharacterized. The record is from RefSeq and is a predicted model, not a curated record. NCBI's taxonomy places the organism in Eukaryota, Fungi, Ascomycota, Sordariomycetes, Cephalothecales, Cephalothecaceae. The transcript is spliced from 6 exons. Bases 1 to 627 code for a protein of 208 amino acids.
AUGGCGCCGCCGCCGCCGAUCAACCUCACGAUAUGGUUUCUGGUCGACGCGAUUCUUGGGCAGCGCAUCUACUCCAAAUUCCUACAUCAUAGGCCGCUGUGGUGGGAUGACUACGUGCUCAUAUCUGCAUGGGUAAAUUCGGAUUCUGGCGAAGGAAGCGCGACGCCAAAGAGGACUGGCGAAUCGGUGCAGGCAUCCAUAAUCGCGGCAAGCGUCCUCGCGACCGUGCCCACGGUCUUCGGCUACGGCAGGCACAGCUGGGACGUCGCGCCCGCGGACCUGACCCGCGGCUGGAGGGCCGUCUGGGUCUGCAUCGCCACGCUCAACCUCGCCAUGGGCGCCAUCGCCGUCCUGCUCGCAGGAAUCACCUCCAUCGUCAAGAUCACCAAUAUCCACACGAUCGAAUCUGCCGGCAUAUUUGACGGCGUCGCGUUCGUCCUCUGGCCUAGUGCGGAGAGCACCAUCACCGUCGUGGCUGCCUCGAUCCCGAUCCUACGGGUCCUCAUCCGGGACGUCCCUCCGCUGCCGCCCCGGCUCGGCAAACUGGAGCCUUACUGGGUAUCCAACGUGUCGGGGCUCGGGACGGAUGUGCCAGGUUGGGAGAAGCAACUUCCUCGCGCCAUGUGA